This is a messenger RNA of Salvelinus sp. IW2-2015, 2682 nucleotides long. RefSeq names its product endoribonuclease ZC3H12A. Gene Ontology annotation, biological process: 3'-UTR-mediated mRNA destabilization. NCBI's taxonomy places the organism in Eukaryota, Metazoa, Chordata, Actinopteri, Salmoniformes, Salmonidae. Gene Ontology annotation, molecular function: RNA endonuclease activity; metal ion binding; mRNA binding. The record is from RefSeq and is a predicted model, not a curated record. Gene Ontology annotation, cellular component: cytoplasmic ribonucleoprotein granule; nucleus.
CGCUGCUCACAGAGAGAGAUACAUUUCACAUGGAUAGCAGCACGAACAUUGCGUUCAAUCUUGAAACUGUUGGGCUAUAAAAUACUGGUGUCAUAUAUGAGACCUGCCUGAAAGAGAGAGAGAUGGAGAUUGGUACUAUCUCAACGCUGAGCCCGGUCAAUGAUGUCUUACCAUGGAAAGAGUUCUCCCACACAGCCCGUCUGAGCCCCACAGAGCCCCACGACACAGUUGGAUGGCUGUCCACUCUGCCUGCCCUUCACAAUCAUCAUCCACCCUGUCCCAUCUGUGAGAGAAUGCACCCGAGUGGCACKCAAUGCUCUGCCCCGGAGGAGAGCAGCAAGACCCCCACAGAACCUGGAGAGGCUCAGCUGGACUUCUACCUUAAACUGGGCUACWCCCCAGCGCAGGUCUGGACCGUGUUGCAGAAGUUUGGCCUGAACACAGACACUAACAGGGUUCUGGGGGAGCUGGUGCGGACGGGAGCCAGCCCAGAAGGGACUGAGAAGGAGGGAGCCCCAUCUACCAUGUCUAUCCUGGUGGCCCGAGGGGAGCCCCCCAGUAACCUGCCCCUCACCCCUCCGCCCAGCCGGGGUGAUGUACCCAGUGAGGAGGGAGAUGCCCUGAGACCCAUAGUGAUCGAUGGGAGCAACGUGGCUAUGAGCCACGGGAACAAGGAAAUGUUUUCCUGCCUGGGAAUCCAGCUGGCGGUAAACUUCUUCCUGGACAGAGGUCAUACUGAUAUCACCGUGUUUGUUCCCUCAUGGAGGAAGGAGCAGCCUAGACCAGAUGUCCUCAUCACAGAUCAACACAUUUUGCGUGAGCUGGAGAGGAAGAAGAUCGUGGUGUUCACCCCUUCGCGKCGGGUAGCAGGCAAACGGGUGGUCUGCUAUGACGAUCGCUUCAUCGUCAAGCUGGCGCAUGAGACCGCCGGCAUCAUCGUGUCCAACGACACCUACCGUGACCUUCAGGGCGAGAGGCAGGACUGGAAGCGUUUCAUUGAGGAGCGGCUACUCAUGUACUCCUUCGUCAAUGACAAGUUCAUGCCCCCUGAUGACCCUCUGGGUCGCCAUGGUCCCACCCUGGAGAACUUUCUACUGAAGGUUCCUCGGUUACCACGGAAACAGCCGUGCCCUUAUGGAAGGAAAUGCACUUACGGGAUGAAGUGUAAAUUCUACCACCCGGAACGAGCCAACCAAUCCCGUUGCUCUCUGGCUGACGAGCUGCGGAAGAAGGCCAAGCUAUCUUUAUCGGAACAUAAACACCCCACCGCAGGUGCUGGACCUGGCCUUUCUCUGGAAGAGGGGGUGGCUCAGAAACUGCCUCUAGAACAGAGGAAUGGCUCCCUGAAGAAAGGCCACAUCAGUGAGAAUGUGCUUCUGAUCAAGGGAAGCCAUCGUUCCAGCCGGAGGUCCCCAACUAAGAAGGACAAGGCCAACCGACACUUCAUGACCGAUCUGGACUCGGCCCUGCCCAAUGGCUCUCACUCCCCGACAGACCUGGACUCGGCCCUGCCCAAUGGCUCUCACUCCCCGACAGACCUGGACUCGGCCCUGCCCAAUGGCUCUCACUCCCCGACAGACCUGGACUCGGCCCUGCCCAGUGGCUCUCAGGAGCGGCUAGAUUCUGGACUUGGCUCCUUCGAGAGCCAGGUGUCUGACCCCUCCAGGGACCACUGUGACCGUUAUGGGAAGGCUGGGUACAGGAACUGCCUGUCCCCCCCCAGUAUGAGACAACAAAUCUAUUCCCUGCCUAGCAACCUGCCUUCUAGCCGCAGCUCUCAUUCUCCUCAGCCUUUACUGGGCCCCAGCGCAGGAUACCAACAACAUCGCAGCAGGGGCCCAGCCAGCACCCACAACAACACCCACAGCCCACAUCACAGCAUGGGCCCAGGCAGCACCUACCACCCAGGCAAGAUAAUCUACAGCCCCCCCUAUUACAUCAGCUAUGGGGCACCGAUAUAUCCAGUUGGGAAGCAUCAGUACAGGUACCCCAAUGACUUCCAACAGGAGAGCAGGGCCCACCCUCCACAGCAGACCUACUGGUCCGAUCCGUUCGGGACUUAUCCUCAGACUCUCCUUAGCACUGCUCAAGUAGAGAAGCAGAGACACUGGCUCCUCCCUCGGACYCAGCCCCACCCCCACGGGGAGGGCAGGGAGAGAGAGGAGGUCAGGAAGAAGCUGCUGGCUAUCUUUAACGGCUGUCUGGUGGACAAGGUCAUGGGCAUGUUUCCCCAGCUCAUAGACCCACAGAGAUUGGCUGCUGAGAUCCUCACCCUGCAGUCUCAGGGCCUGUGAUUGGCUCGUUGCGCUGGUAUGGUGGGGACUGGGAAUUGUAGUUUCUUUCAAUUGAAAGAAUCUCUUGUGAAAAACUGCAAGCUACUGUAAAGAUCUGUGUUGUGUCCAAGGUUUUGUAGUGUUUUCCACUUUGGGGAAACAUUGAUCUUCCUACUGUAUGUGCUCUGCCCAAUGUGAUCUUGCCACGUGUUUCAGGACCUAGGUUGCUUUUAAUGCUUCUGAUAGCAUGAAACCUGAGGCAAUGGAUUGUUGAUGCAAAUUGCAUCUUUUGGGAAAAAAAUAUAAUUUCUAGACUCUUGAAUGUAUUUUGAUGGGAAAAUGUAAUGUAUUUUGAUGGGAAAAUGUAAUGUAUUUGAUGGGAAAAUGUAAUGUAUUUGAUGGGAAAAUA